Messenger RNA from Ostertagia ostertagi, 273 nucleotides. The record is from the annotation of a GenBank genome assembly. Lineage: Eukaryota; Metazoa; Nematoda; Chromadorea; Rhabditida; Trichostrongylidae.
AUGCACCAGCUUAUGCUUACGGUGGAUGGACGACAAAAUCUUUCAAAUCUAUUCAGAUUGGAACCUCCUUGGGACGAUGUCUCCGAUGUAUCCGAAAUUGAUAAGCAAUUCUUCUUUGCGAAUAUUAUAGAACAAUUUGCAGGUGCUGUUCAGUACAGUGGAGAUAAUGCCGCGGGAUACGCGCGUCUGGUCAUGGUAUACCGGAUAUGUGCAGAAUUAUGCGUGAACGAGGGCAAGCCAUUCAAAAUAUCGCCAAGUUCAAUGAAUACAUGA